Cajanus cajan (pigeon pea) is the source of this 5645-nucleotide messenger RNA. RefSeq names its product cysteine-tryptophan domain-containing zinc finger protein 3. The record is from RefSeq and is a predicted model, not a curated record. NCBI's taxonomy places the organism in Eukaryota, Viridiplantae, Streptophyta, Magnoliopsida, Fabales, Fabaceae. Gene Ontology annotation, molecular function: zinc ion binding.
GAAAAAUUGAGAGACCAAAACCCAGGUUCUUUUGUUCUUUCUUUCUGUGCUGGGCACAUCAAAACAUCGUUCAAGAGCGUGAAAGAUUUGGAAUCCGUUAAAAGUCUGCGUCAAAACUCAUUCAUUCAUUCCACUCGCCACUGAUCGCUUCUUCGAUCUCCACCGUCUGAUCAAUUCUCUCCGGUCAAACCCAAAAUUAAUUUUUAAUGCAACUAAUAAUUCACAUCAACGAUUGUUCCGCUGUGGCAUGAUCACACUUCGUUUCAUCUGUGAUGCUGGACUUCAGGGAAGGUUCAAGUGUGAAGGGGUCACUAUUUGGGUUUUGGGGUUUUGGUUAGGGCUUAAUUUUGUGGCGGUCGAGAUGGAAGCCGAUACUGAGUACGAGGAAGGAGAGGCUUUCUUUUGUUACAAGGAUUAUGAUGAUGAUGAUGACAACAUUGACCCCGAUUCUCUCUCUUACAUUGAUGAGAGGAUUCAGCAUGUUCUGGGUCAUUUUCGAAAGGAUUUUGAAGGAGGUAUUUCUGCUGAGCGUUUGGGUGCAAAAUUUGGUGACUAUGGCUCCUUUUUACCUACCUGUGAACGCCCUCCUCCUUUGCGAUCUUGUCCAAAGACUCUACAAAAGGAUAACAAUUUGCCGAAAUCUCCUAGGAGAUCUAGCAAUCUCCAAAUGGCGGUUGCGUUUCUCAACUCAAAAGCACCUUCAAAUAUGCAUCCUUCUAUGAGGCUUGGAACAGCUUCCUGUAAUGCUCAUCCAUUUCAUAACUUAAGAGUACCUUCGGUUGAUGAUCCUGUAAAGAACACAGGAACUUCAUCCAAUAAAAUAAUAGAGAAGUGCACUGUGAAAGAUGAUUGUGUAAAUAAGUCGGAAAAUUUGACUGACCAAAGAACACUGAAGUUGCGAAUCAAAGUGAAAUCAGAUAUCUUAGCAAAAAAGAAUGCUGAAAUUUACAGUGGUCUAGGACUUGAUGACUCUCCAUCUUCCUCAAUGGAGAACAGCCAUGAAGAAAGUGAAGAAAUGCCACAUGUAUCUCAAGAGACCCCUGAAGAAUCUCCAACUAGAAUUAUUCAGGUUAUGUCUUCCUUCACUAUUCCUGGAGGUGUGCUAAUAUCACCUCUACAUGACAGUAUGCUGUACUUGAUAAAAAAGGAAAAAGAUCUUGGAGACAAAAGACACAUUUUUUCUCUUAAUGGUCAUCAAGAACAUUAUUCCAUGUCUACUGAUGAAUCAGAUUCUUUUGUUGGGGAAGGACAUUUGUUGAAGAAAAGGAAAGUGACGGUGGUGGACCAAAGUGAAAAAGUGCAUAUGAAUGCUAACUUUUCUGAGAAUGAUAUGAAGUUACAUGUGAAGAAAAAGUUAGGAAAUAGAACUCCAGAUCGUAAGGAUUUUCUAUCUAAUGACCUGAGAAGCACACCACUGUCAAGUUCAAUUUGUGAUGCUGGUGAAACUGCUGAAGUCACUGGUAAGGCUUUUGAAGUAUCCAAGGAGGUCAAUAAAGAUGGUGUGAAAUGUAGAGUGGUUUCCACUGAAGUAGUGAAGGAGGAUUCCCUAGAGUCAAUAUCUGGUCAGGAUUUUGACAAGUUUGAGAACAAAAAUACAGGAAGUAGCUUUAUGAAAGUUUUAGAGCAUAAAAUGGAAAUUUCUCAGAAUAAUAAUUCCACUGAUCCUAAGAAUAAUAGCAAGGGUAAAGCUUUUGCUAUUUCAAAAAGGGUUAAGUGUGAUGAAGUGAAACACAAGGUGGAUCAAGAUACUCAAGUGUGUGAGAAUAAUCAGAAAGGAAAGGAAAUAUCUGAAAGCAAGAAUGAGUUGCAAGGUGAACGGUGUUCUGGGAAACAUAUGACUUUUGCUGAAAAAGAUAGCAUUGUUACCAGUAAUGAUGCAAUGAUAAAUGAUAGGAAGAGAACUGGCACUGGUGUUAUUUCUUCUAAUAGUAAAAUGCAUAAAAUAAAGUCACUGAAGGAUAAUAAGGUCAGAGCUCGUGACAAAGAUUCAUUGAAAGGGAAAAAAUCAGAACGGAUGGUUGAUGGAGUAGAUCCAACUGACUGGCCUCCCCUAAAUAAGACUACAGGUAGUGCUAACCGUGAUCAUGUUGCAAAGAGUGCAUAUAGGGUUAAAGUAAAGGAAAGACCAACUGGCAAUAAAGUAGUUAAUCAGUUGUCAGCUUGGCCAUGUGUAAAAGAUGCUCCAGGUGCAUUUCCUAUUGCUGAAAAUAAACCAACUUCUGAUAUGGUUGUGCCAUCAUCAGCAGCUGUACCUCAAGUUAUCGAAGAAGAUUGGGUAUGCUGUGACCGUUGCCAGAAAUGGAGGCUUUUACCUAUGGGUUUAAAGCCAGACCAGCUUCCAGAGAAAUGGUUGUGUAGCAUGCUAGAUUGGCUGCCCCGAAUGAAUCGGUGUAACAUCAGUGAGGAGGAGACAACAAAAGCACUUUAUGCUUUAUAUCAAAUGCCGAUUCCUGAGGGUCAAAAUAACAUGCAAAGCCAUGCCACUGGACCUGAAACUGGAGUGACAUCUGUUGAUGCUCUGCAACUUGGCCUGAAUCACCAAAAGUCCAGUUCUGAUGUAAUGUUUGAUCUAGGAAAGAAGAAAAACAGUAUGAAUGAAAAAGCAAAGCCAGGAAUCAAUAAUGACAUGCAUCAGUUGUCAAAUACUGAAAAGAACAAUGCUCAAGAGUCUGUGAAAAAUAGAAACUUGAAUGACAUGAAUCAGUGGCCUGCAGACUCAAAUCGUACAAAGAAAUCUAAUUCUAAACAUUUGAUAGAAGAGAAAAAAACAGUUAAGGCAAAAGAAAAGCAAAGGAAUGGAGGGGACAGAAACAAUGCUAGAUUGAAACGUAAGAUGGGGGAUAAUCAACAUGGAUCUGGAACUCCUAAGAAAUCUAAGACUGAAGAUGUUUGUUAUGCUGAUAAACAUCUGAAUUCUGGCCUGGGAUUUAAAAAGGUGGGUCUAAACUCAAGAAAUGGUUUACCAACAAAGGCUACUGGAAAAAAUAUGAGGAAAUAUGGUGAUUAUGAUUGUUCUACCAAUCAAGAGGGCAAGUUGGUAGUUCCGGUAAAGAAAGGAGACUGGGCACAGUUUUCAUCAGAUGAUGGUUCAUUGGAUGCUACAAACAGCAGCAAAAGUGGUUCAAAGAAGAAAAGGAAAAUGCGUGACUGGAUGGAUAAUGAGAAAAAUAAGAAAACAUUGUCGUUGGAAGAUAAUAUGAAAUGUGGUAAAGAGGGAAAUAUAAAUCGGAGGGAGAAGAAGUAUAUAGUUUUGAAUAUGGAGGCAAAAUCAGUAACUGAAAGUGAUGAUAAAUUGAAUAGAGAAAGUGGGAUGAAGCAAGUUUUAAUGUCAGACAGCAGGGACGAAAUGGCUGUUGGAGCAGAGUUGAAAAGUGUUAAUAAGGUCCAGCAGCAAAGAAAGCACAAAAAAAGUGUUGCUGCUAACCAAGCUUUGGAUUAUUUUGAUCCAUUGAGUAAGGAUUUAGGCUCUGGACACUUUUCAUUGGCAGCAACUUCAAGCUCUUCUAAGGUUUCAGGGUCUCACAGAGCUAAAACUAGCCUUGAAGAUGUCAGGGGCUCCCCAGUAGAAUCUGUUACCUCAUCACCUUUGAGGACCUCCAUCAUGGACAAGCGUAUUUUGGCAGCAGGGGACCUAUCAGAAAAAGAUGAUGCUAGAAAAGAUGGUCUACCAGUUAAGAGUUUGGAUAACAGGGAGGGGAAGCUAUCAGUAAGAACGAAGGAAAGAAUUUCAUAUGACAUACAUCUUGCUCAUGGUAAUUGUGGCAGAGGUUCACAUCAUGAGGAAAAAUUGAACAAGAGUAAUCAGGAAAAUGCACUUUCUUGGCAGAAAUCUGGUAAGGUUACAUCAUUACGGGUCAAAGAAAAGGACAGAAAUUCUGGUUCUGAGAUUCGUAGGGAUAAGAUGGAGGUUUCAGCUUCAGAUAAUGAUUUUUCAAAAAAUGGUGUGAGUUAUGAGUCAGCAGUUGAUCCUAGUCAUCAUGCUUUUGGUACUGAGACAAGAAAUGAUGUUAAGAGCAGUUCUCUAAAGUCUAAACACAAGAUUGACAACCUUACUAAGAAAAAUUCUUCAAGGCAUUUGUCCAAUGAAGCUGGAAAACUAACUGAGCUAAAACAAAAAGCGGAUGCUAGAACUAAUAGAAAGAUUAUCUCCCAGCAGAAUCUGAUUCAGAUCUUUGAGGAAGAAAACAAAGCUAAUCCAGUAUGCACUGGAUCAAGAGAUGGGAAAGCCAAAGUUAUCUCAUCUUCUGAGGGUAAAGUGAAAAGGGAAACAUUAUAUGUGGAUUCCAGAACUGCACCUGAGUUGCAAAAUGUAGAUAUGUCUAAUGGGCAUCCAGUCCAUGCAUCUGGCCAUGGUGAAGUUCCCAAGUUUGUUGGAAAUCCAGUUGAUGUUUGUUACAAGGUUGGAGUUAAUCAUAGUUCAGGAAGCUUUGUACCUGAUGGACAGUUCAGUGAGUCAAGUCCUGUGACAACAAAUUCUAGCCAAACUGCCUCUAGCAUUCUGGAAGAAGCCACAAAGCUAAAAGAUUCUGCAGAUCAUUAUAAGAACUCUGGAUUUGAGUUUGAAAGUAAUGAGACUUAUUUUAAAGCUGCCUUGAAGUUUCUGCACGGAGCUUCACUUCUAGAAAAUUCUCACAGCGAGAGUAGAAAGUAUGGAGAGAUGAGUCAAAUGCAAAUAUAUGCUACUACUGCUAGACUUUUUGAAUCUUGUGCCCAUAAAUAUGAAAGACGUCAAGAAAUGGCUGCAGCUGCUUUGGCAUAUAAAUGCAUGGAAGUGGUAUACAUGAGACUGGUUUACUGUAAACAUUCUAGCAUAAACAGGGAUCGUCAUGAGUUGCAAUCAACCCUGCAAAUGGUUUCUCAAGGUGAAUCUCCUUCCUCUUCUGCAUCUGAUAUUGAUAAUUUAAAUAACCUGGUGGUAGUGGAUAAGGCUACUUUGACAAGGGGUUCCAAUACUCAUGUCUCUAACAAUCAAGUCAUAUCUGCUCGGAAUUUCCCAAAUAUUGUCAGACUUCUUGAUUUUACUCAAGACAUAAGUUUUGCAAUGGAGGCUUCUAGAAAAUGCCAGAGCACUUUCAUGGCUGCUAGUUUGAACAUGGGAGAGGCACGGAAUAGCGAUUGCAUAGCUUCUAUUAGGAAGGUUGUUGAUUUCAGUUUCCAAGAUGUAGAUGAGCUUGUACAUCAGGUUUUGACUGCAACAAAAGCAAUAACUCGUGCUGGUCUUGGUGGUGUUAGGGAUUAACUUGAUACUGUAUAUAACAUUUUUUUGGGUUUCUCUUCUCUACUGAGAAGGUAUCCUGAAAGGAAGUGGCUUAAGGAUAUCUACCUAUGCUGGCACUAGGAAACCUGCAAAGAAGGCAGGCCACCCACAACAUGUUACCCUUAUGUACAUAUGUACAAAAUGAGAUUAUUAGCAAAUUUUGGAAUGUAUUUUUAAUUGCUCAGGUUCUUCUUAUCUGUGAAUAGGAGCACAAAUUUCUCACCCUUAAAUUUUAUGGGUUAGAAAGAGGGAAGUGAUUCCUUCUUGUUUAGUGACUGAGGAUGGAUAUCAUGUAAUUUUUCAGUGAUACAUUCUUUGCUCCACUGAUUUGGAGCCCCUGAAAAAAAUAAAAUAAAGUCUGGAAAUGUGAGGCAACCAGUUUUGAUGA